Molecule: messenger RNA, 897 nt
Organism: Aureobasidium namibiae CBS 147.97
Lineage: Eukaryota; Fungi; Ascomycota; Dothideomycetes; Dothideales; Saccotheciaceae
Exons: 1
Coding region: 1-897 (298 amino acids)
Source: RefSeq, a predicted model, not a curated record
AUGCCUGAGAACUCUACCAACCCACGCAACCCCUUGCACAUCCCAUCUGAGGAGCUCAAAGGUUCUGUCAUGAGUCACAUCAAGGAACACCAGCACACUAUAUCCGAGAACCCUCAGCAUUCUUUCACGACACACACAGAGGCCCUUCAGCACCCUUCAUCUGUAAAGCCUGGUCCAGCCGUCGCUCAGGUGCACGCUACUCAGCACAAUCCAAUCGAGAGACCUCGGAGAUCUGACGAUACACAAACGCAAAGUCUGCUGCACGCGUCAUACGAGAAGUAUGACGAGCCAGCCGUCGUUCAGCUUCACAAAGUUCAGCAGAUCCCGCCCAAGAAGCCUACCGAGGAGAAGCCUGUUGGGACUCAAUCAAGAUCGCAAGACAUUCCAUCCGAUAAAGCUCAAGGAGCUGCUGAAGUUCAGACGCCAGCUUCACAGCACACUCUGACCAAGAAGUCCGAAGUGCCAGCCGUUAUGCAUACGCAAGCUGUUCAGCAAUUCGCAAACGAGAAGCCCAUCGAGACCCAAUCGACAUCGCCCAUUGACCCAUCUAAUCAUACUCCAGAAGCUGCCGAAGUCGAGCCACCAACUGUACAGCACACCUUGUCCGACCAGACCGAGGUGGCAGUAGUUUCGCAGACGCUGCCUGCUCAGCAAACCUUGAUCGGCAAGGUUGAACACUCUGUAGAUACACCAAUGCAGGCCCCUCAAAUCACGACAAUCGCAAAGCCCGAAGCAUUGGCUGUCGCUCAGACACAAGCCGUUCAGCCUGUGGAACCCGAGAAACAUGAGGCGUUGGCUGCUGCCCAAACACAGCCCAUCCAGGCCAAGGAACCCGAGAAACAUGAACAGCUUGUGAGCACUCCGGCACAGCCAGACACACAGCACGCCUCUUCGUGA